Messenger RNA from Mercenaria mercenaria, 7811 nucleotides. Its product is annotated as tripeptidyl-peptidase 2-like. Gene Ontology annotation, molecular function: tripeptidyl-peptidase activity; serine-type endopeptidase activity. The record is from RefSeq and is a predicted model, not a curated record. NCBI's taxonomy places the organism in Eukaryota, Metazoa, Mollusca, Bivalvia, Venerida, Veneridae. Gene Ontology annotation, cellular component: cytosol. The coding region runs from base 16 to 3765 and encodes 1249 amino acids. The transcript is spliced from 27 exons. Gene Ontology annotation, biological process: proteolysis.
GUAACUCCAACAAUAAUGGCGUCUACAGUUGAUAUGGACUUUCCCGUUGAUGGUAUUUUACCGAAAAAAGAAACUGGAGCAGCAUCAUUCGUGAACAAAUACCCUGACUACGAUGGGAGAAACGUUUUGAUAGCAAUAUUAGACACCGGUGUUGAUCCAGGAGCUUCUGGACUACAAACAACAACAACAGGCGAGCCUAAAAUAAUUGAUCUUAUUGAUACAAGUGGAUCUGGUGAUGUUGACACAUCAACUGUGGUAGAGGUAAAAGAUGGCAGCGUCAGGGGUCUUACUGGGAGGACUUUAGUUAUACCAGAAGACUGGCAUAUAGAUGAAGGAAAGGUACAUCUUGGUGUGAAGAAUGCCUUUGAACUCUACCCGAGGGUAUUGAAGGAUAGAAUGAUAAAAGAAAGGCGGGAGAAACUGUGGGACCCCAACAAUAGAGAUGCUAUAGCUGCAGCAAGUAAAGCGAUGGAAGAUUUUGAGGCUACUCACCCAAAUCCCACCAGUCAGGAAGAAAAACAGGAGAAAGAGAAUCUUCUGGCACAGUUGGAACUACUCACAGAUGCUGACAAGAAGUAUAAUGAUUGUGGUCCAGUCUAUGAUUGUGUUGUCUUUUACGAUGGUGAUACUUGGAGAGCAUGUGUUGACACGAGUGAGGAAGGCAAUUUGUCACAGUGUAAAGUAUUAGCAAGUUACAGAGAGGAGAGACAGUAUGGAACCCUGUCAAAUGAUGAUAUGAUGAAUUACAGCAUUAAUAUAUACAAUGAUGGAAAUGUGCUGGAGGUAGUUUGCAAUACAGGUUCUCAUGGCACCCAUGUAGCUUGUAUAGCUGCUGGUAACUUUCCAGAGAACCCAGAGAGAAAUGGAGUGGCCCCUGGGGCCCAGAUUAUUGGCAUAAAAAUAGGGGACACUCGUAUUGGCUCCAUGGAAACUGGCAGUGCCCUAGUCAGAGCUAUGAUCAAAGUGAAGGAGUACAAGUGUGAUCUUGUAAACUACAGUUAUGGCGAGGCUUCUCAUUGGUCAAAUUCAGGGAGAGUUUGUGAUGUUCUCAGUGAAAUGGUCAACAAGCAUAAUGUGAUAUUUGUGUCGAGUGCAGGCAACAAUGGUCCAGCCCUGUCCACAAUGGGUACACCUGGAGGAACAACAUCAGCCCUGAUAGGGGUCGGCGCUCAUGUUACUCCAGCAAUGAUGGCUGCAGAGUAUUCUCUGAGAGAAAAACUGCCACCUAUGCACUAUACAUGGUCUUCCAGAGGUCCAACUGCUGAUGGUGCUUUAGGGGUCAGUAUAAGUGCCCCAGGAGGGGCCAUAGCCUCAGUACCAAACUGGACGCUAAAGGGAUGCCAGCUAAUGAAUGGGACUAGUAUGAGUUCACCUAAUGCUUGUGGUUGUAUAGCCUUGGUUCUAUCUGGAUUGAAGGCCAGUAAUGUAGAAUAUAACCCAUAUAGUGUGCGAAGAGCAUUACAAAACACAGCCAAACCAGUAGACGGAGUAGAAGUAUUUACAAUGGGACAUGGGCUAGUACAGGUAGAGAAAGCCUAUGAGUAUUUACUAGGACACUGUAAAUCUGCAGAAAGUAAAACUGAGUUCAAUAUAAGCUGCUCUGGGAAUGGUCGUGGAAUUUAUAUACGAGAGCCGCUGGAAUUAGAAAAGCCUUUAGUUGUAGCUGUUUCUAUAGAACCUGUACAGUAUGAGGGAAUUACAGAGAAGGAAGAAAAGAUCUCAUUUUGUAUGCAACUUAAUCUCACCUGUGAUGCUUCCUAUGUGCAGUGUCCAUCACAUCUUGAGUUGAUGAACACCACUCGCUCAGUUUCUGUUAAAGUGGAUCCUCGGGGUCUUCCAGAAGGUGUUCAUUACACAGAAGUUUGUGCCUAUGAUGUGACCUGUGUAGAGAAAGGACCUGUGUUCAGAAUACCAGUUACAGUUGUUGUACCUGCAAAAGUGUCAGAUACCAUGAACCACGAAGUACAAUAUAAGGAUAUGAGUUUUAAACCUGGACAGAUUAGAAGACAUUUUUUACAUGUACCAUCUGGAGCUAGUGUUGCAGUGUUACGAGUGAAGUCAAAAGACACAGAGAAGAGCUGCCGUAUGUUAUUACAUACAAUACAGUUGAUACCUCAAUAUCAGUAUAAAAAGUACGAGUUUGAAAAAUUUGUCAAUAUAUCUGAUAGAGGGGAGACAACUCAGGCUUUUCCUGUUGUGGGUGAUCGGACAAUAGAAGUAUGUAUAGCUAAAUGGUGGGCAAAUAUAGGCGAUGUUAAUCUAGACUAUAGUGUUACAUUCCAUGGCGUUAAACCAUCUUCAAGACAAAUCACUGUUCAUGGUGGAGAUGGAGUUUGCAGAUUUGAACUCAGGUCUCAUCUCAAAACAGAAGACAUUAGUCCAUCAGUGUCCUUCAAAACCCUCACACAACCACUCAGACCUACAGAUAGUAAAGUACGGUGUCUGGCAGGGCCUCGUGAUCAGCUCCCAGAGGGUAGACAGAUUUAUGCCCUAGAGUUGACAUAUGGCUUCCAUGUGAGUAAAUCAACUGAAGUGACUCCUGACCUCUCUCUGCUGAGUGACCUGUUGUAUGAAUCAGAGUAUGAAGGUCAACUGUGGAUGUUGUUUGACAGCAACAAACAGCUGCUGGGGACAGGGGAUGCAUACCCGCACCAGGUUAAAAAACAUUAUAAUGUCAAACUUGAGAAGGGAGAUUAUACGGUGCUAGUGCAAGUUAGACAUGAUAAGAAAUCAAUGCUGGAUAAACUGAAAUCUGUGAUAUUGUUAAUACAACACAAGCUGUCAAAUCCGCUCAACUUUGACCUGUAUGGUAGCUGGCAAGCAGCUCUUGUCUGUGGUAAAAAACUGAAUUCCACAUCACUGAAAAAGACAGAACUCUUCCCUAUGUUUACAGCUCCUUUACCAGAUGACAAAAUACCAAUGGCCAAAACAGCUUCUCCAGGCUGCUACCUCUCAGGAACUCUCACUACUCUUAAAGAUGAGCCUGCCAAAAAAGCAAGUGCAAUACCAUUCAAGUAUGUGAUCACAGAAGCCCCAAAGAAGAACAAUAAUAAGUCCAAUGGUAAAGAUAAAGGUGAGAAGAACAAGGACAAAACCAAGGAGGAGGAGUAUACUGAGGCACUUAGAGAUCUUAGAAUCUCCUGGUUAUCCAAACUGGAGAUAGGUCAUCCACUGUUUGAAGAGCUAAGGUCACAAUAUGAGGACCAUCUCCCACUGUAUAUAGCCAGACUGCAAGCUCUAGACUCCGAAAAGGAAAGAGAGAAAUAUGUUGCAGAGAUAAUGGACUUGAGCAAGUAUAUACUGUCUAAGAUAGACCAGACAAGUGUUCUUGCUUACUUCGGUAUGAAGACAGACAACAGCACUGAUGCCACUACAGUCAAGACUGAUAAAGAGGAGAAGAAAUCUCAAGUUCUAACAGCGUUACUGAAACUUGGUACGGCUCAAGCUGAUGUUAUCCUCAAUGACUGGAAUAUAGAAUCAUGUUCUGUAACUGAUGAAGACCUGGAUAAAACAAUGAUAGAGAUUGCCAAAUGGACUGAUACUAAUGAUGCCAAGGUUUUGCCAUUGAGUAUUAAACAUGCUAUGGUUCAUAGACAGUAUGGUAGAGCAUUGAAAAUGUCACUUAAACAACUUGAAGACAAACCAAACAAAGAUAUGGAACAGAAAAUCAUAGAGCUGUAUGGGAAGAUAGGCUGGGAUCACUGUGCCAGACAUUUUUCUAACUGGAUCCUUGUGAAAUAUCCAGGAAGUUACAGACCAUUCUAGAUUAUCAAUGGAACAUUUAAUAGGAAAUAAGUUCUGUAAUCCUUAUUACACCUGUCACACCACAGAGUUGACCAUAGCAUUGUGAUUCUUUAUUUCUUUUAUUUUUAACGGGACAUUCAAAUAUUUGAGGAAUUUUUUUAAAUGGCAUGGCAAUAUGUAAAACAGUUAAUUUAUGGAAAGCAAUAGAAAGGAUCAUAUUUAAUGGGGGAAAAAGAAGAGGAUUAUAAGAGAAAAUCGCAACCCGAGACAAUUCAUUUUCCAUGCAGUUACAGGAACUUGGUGCGCUUUCAAUAUUCAAUAUUUUAAAUGUAUGCCACUUCCUUAUGGAUUUAUGUACCAUAAGUUUUUUUGUUAUGUGUAUUUUCAAGGAAAUUUAUUCGAAGUACAAAUAUCAGUUUCUGUCAGAAAUGUCCUUUAUUUACCAAACAUUUAACAAAAAUAUCCACAAAGCUUAUAAUCCUCAAAAUAUUUACUUGAAAUAGCUAAUGAGCUUUAUUACAUUAACUGGCACUUUUUCAUGGAUUACUACCUUCUCAUUGCUUUCUCUGUAUUAAGACCAGUUUCAGGCCCCAGUUUCACUAAAAAAGUUAAAUAAUAACUUAGUUAAAUCUGUCAUUUUAAAAUCGUGCUAUUGCUUAAGUUAUUGUUAUUUAAAAUUGAUUUCUGUAACUCUACUAUGAUUAGUAAUAUUUAUUUGCAGUACCUAUUUCAGUCACGCAAAUAUGAUUUUUAGCUCGACUAUUCAUAGAAUAGUAGAGCUAUUGGACUCGCCCAUGCGUCGGCGUCCGCGUCGGCGUCCGCGUCGGCGUCCGCGUCCCGAUUUGGUUAAGUUUUUGUAUGUAAGCUGGUAUCUCAGCAACCACUUGUGGGAAUGGAUUGAAACUUCACACACUUAUUCACUGUGAUAAACUGACUUACAUUGCACAGGUUCCAUAACUCUGUUUUGCUUUUUUACAAAAUUAUGCCCCUUUUUUGACUUAGAAAUUUUUGGUUAAGGUUUUGUAUGUAAGCUGGUAUCUCAGUACUCACUAAUGGGAAUGGAUUGAAACUUCACACACUUGUUCACUGUCAUGAUCUGACAUGCACAAAGCAGGUCCCAUAACUUUAUUUUGCUUUUUUACAAAAUUAUGCCCCUUUUUCAACAUAGAAAUUUUUGGUUAAGUUUUUGUGUGUAAGCUGGUAUCUCAGUAUCCAUUAAUGGGAAAGGAUUGAAACUUCACACACUUGUUCACUGUCAUGAUAUGACAUGCAGUGCAAAGGGUCAAUAACUCAACUUUGCAUUUUACAAAAUUAUGCCCCUUUUUCAACUUAGGAGUUUUUGGGUUAAAUUCUUAUAUGUAAGCUGGUAUCUCAGUACCCACUAAUGGGAAUGGAUUGAAACUUCAUACACUUGUCCACUGUCAUGAGCUGAUAAGCACUAUGCAGGUUCCAUAACCCUAGUUUACUUUUUUACUAAAUUAUGCCCCUUUUUCGACUUUCUUAUUCAUUCAAGCGACAAGGCUGUUAAAUAGUCGAGCGUUGCUGUCCUCCGACAGCUCUUGUUCUAUUUAAGCAUGAUCUAACAAAUUUAAGUAAUUGCUUUAGUUUAUUUCUUAUUUCUGUUCUUUGUUUUUCUGUAAAAUUCAGAAUUGUUGUGUUUGAUCAAUGAAAUAGUCAUAUAUGGUUCUGAUAUAGAUGAAAAAAUCAACGUUGAAGAUGCAUAAAGGGCUUAAACAAGCAUUUGAAGUAACAGGUUUAGCUUAGCAAUUACUAAAGUUUUUCCAUUAUAUUAGGGCGAGGAUCUCUUGUAGGGGGGUGGGUGGGGUUGGAACUAUGCUCUAUAUCAAAAGUUUAUACCAAUCAGAUAUUUUUGUAGCUUUUCAUAACUGCUAUGUACUUAUAUAAGGAAACUUUACAACAGUAUUGACAACUGAAAUGAAACAAUUUUUUCCUCUGUAUUUUUUAUUUAGAGCAGAGCAACAAACCUCAUAGAUAAUUUGGGAUGUGAUGUUGCAUAUUAUAAUGUUAAUCAAAACUAGUUCUGUAUCUAAAUGACAUUGUUUUGACAAGAGGCAAUUUGUGUAUAUUUGGGAUAAGAUGAUAGGUUGCACAAGCGAAAAAUUGCUACGCUUGAAACUUGAUGAUUCAGUGAGAAAGUCCCAACUGAUGAGAAGUAGGCACACUUGCUCACAGUUUGGUAAAAAAAUCAGUUUCUUCAUCUGCACAGAAUGUGAUAGGAUAUGAUCCAUUUUCUCAAUCACCAUAAUCCUUUGUAAACAUUAUUUGUUGUACUUCAGGUGAAUACUAAGUUUAAAAUGUUCAAGCUGCAACUUUUUUUGUAAAUUUGGCCCAAAUGCCCAGAAGUAUUAACAUACUGAAAAGUAACACAUUUUCAUAUUAGUAUGUUGCCAAGCAGAUAGAGAAGUUAUAAACAUGUUUGUAGCUGCCACUAAGUAGAUAAAAUCGACUGAAAAAUGAAGACAAAAUAUGAAAACUCAAGAUUGUUUAUGAAAAUACCAGCAGAAAGAAACAUACCUUACAAAAGUGUCCAACAGAGAAGUUUCUAUAAGGACUUUCUUAAAUGCAGUAGAAAAUAAAGGUUGCCUUGUCACUUCUUGUUCUGUUCCAACUUGAUUAUCUCUUUUAGUCAAGGAAAAAGAUAUAAAGUGCAAUUAAUUUAUCUAAUAAAAAUAACAUCACAGUUCUCACAUUGUUUCCAGCUAAUCUUUUUCUGUAUCAGAAAAAUAGAGAAAAAAAAUUGUGUUUUCUAACUAAGUUUUACUAUUUCAACAUGUUUACACUCUCCAACACACCCAUUAUUUUAGCUGAAAACAAGCAAUAGUAUGCUAAAAAUGCAACAGAGAAAAGGAACAGACAAUUUUACUUAGAAGAGGCAAGAGGAAAGAAAAAAAGAUUUGGACUUGUUAUAUUUGAACUACAUGUAAAUAGAUAUGCGUUGGCUUACAUUUGAUUAGGUAUCAACCAGAUUUUACAAACAAAUUUUGAGGGGACAUCAUUUUAUUCUCCAAUAAGUUACUUGCAAUUUGCAGUAAAACCUGUUUUGUUUGUUGAGAUGCCUUUUUCUCUGGAAGAAACACUUGCUUAAAAGGUUAUAGAUUAUUUUGGUGUCACAUGCCUGUAAUACAACACAGCUUUUAAGUAUAGUUUAACUCUUAUGCUGGACACGAUUGAUUCGCAACCAGUGUAGAUCAUGAUCAGCCUGCACAUUUGUGCAGUCUGAUCAUGAUCUGCACUGUUUGCCAUUCAGUCGGUAUCUUUUUGGUAAGCACCCCUUUUAGCAGUAAAUGGUACUGUCCAAAUUGAAAGAUGGACAAGUUCAAAGGGUUAAAGACAGAUGCUUUGAUUCGCUUUACUUGACCUGUAUAUGUACAAUAACUAACACAUUAAAGUACGUCCUAAAUGUCUGAAAGCAUUGUCACAGAUCUGGAGGUGUGCCUCUUAAGGUUCCAAGUGCAGUUUUUUGAUCUCUCGACCAGACAAUUGUUGAGAAACAUGUUUAUAACAUGACUAGUGAAAAUAAUAGCAUGUUCUUGAAAAAUGUAUACACUUUGAAAGAUAAAGUUUGUUUUAAAGAUAAUAUUGAAUAUUUCUACAAAGUUGUCCUUUCUGUUAGUUUUUACUUUUGAUUUUAAAUUAAUAAAAGAGUGUUUAUAUAUAUGGUAGAUGCUCUGAAUUUAAGUUAUGAAAAAUAAGGUCUUGCUUGGUGCCUACUUCAUCAGUUAUAUGGUGUAGACACUGCAGUUAUAAAUUAAUUUUGUGCAUGGGAAAAGUGAUAAAUUAGAUUUUAAGCUAUAGAAAAACAGAUGUAAAUUUUUUAAUACCACAGAAGCUGUUCCAUUAAACGAUAUUUGGUUCAGUGUUACAUGUAGUUCAAUAAAAUGCGUUUCUUUGCUAUAGAUCUAUAUUAUUUAUAUUUUUAUACGUUCUAUAUGUGAAGUAAGAGAAUUGAUGAAAUAUGAUAGCACUCCUGUUUGUUUCUAUAUGUAGGUCUGCUUGAUGUCGCUGUUGGCAUGUAUAAUUGAAAAUAAACAUGAUUUGUCACAUUA